ACACACGGGGCAGCCGCCAGAUAAGAAACCUCUUAGCAGCAGCCUGCAAGUUAUUCAACGUUUUAGAACAUAGAUUUAGUAUCUCGUUGUCUAAGCUUGCGCAAAGUUGGAUUUCUUAUUAAUAAAAUAUUUUCGAAUGAGGAAAUACAUCAUGAUCUUUUAUCUUAUAACAACUUGGCUGCUUCUUAUUCCCUCUUCUAUUGGAAUUGAUGUGGUGACAGAGGAAGAUUUUGACACAUUCAAGAAUGAAAUGUCUUUUAAACUGGAACAAAUCGCAACUCAAUUGGCACAGAUAAAUGAAAAGAUACUAACACCUAUUUCCUGUCCGCCUGGGCCGCCUGGACCGUUUGGGCUGAAUGGUGUGCCGGGUAGGGAUGGAUCCCCGGGUCCAAUAGGUCCGAAGGGAGAGCCCGGCGAACGUGGCUUGUGUGAUUGCGAAGGUCGAGAAGGUCGCGAAUGGUCCGAAACUACGGAGAAGCCCAAAGAUUCUGCAGGUCCCGUAGGUCCUCCAAUCUCUUCGGCUAUGCAAGAUUUAAUGAGCCGAAUGAUGGCGGCAAAACCACUGACGAAUGGAGCCACUAUUUAUUAUCAAGAUUCUUCAGGUAGUCCGAGCAAUCCAAAAUCGACCUUCAAGAUAUGGUCAUCUUCCUCGUCGAACGCAUCUCAGUCUAGUUGGCAAAAGUUUUCUAAUUGGACUAUUCCCAUGCAACCAGUUAAGUUAUUUCCAGACGAGCCACAGGAGAAAGAACUUUUAGAAGACCCCAAAGAAGAGGAAGCCGAACCAAAUAAAAAGUUCACUGAAACAUUUUCAGAUCAACAUUCUUCAAGUUCUUCCAAUUCGUCUUCAUCGACCUAUACAAAAACGACGAACUGAGAACAACCCGUUGGCAAAGUCCUUCAAUGAUGGCUAAAAUAGUGCUCAAAUUUGUUCAUAAAAACCUUAAAUAAUUGUUGUUUUAUUAUUUACAAUUAAAUAAUAAUAUUUAAUACA
Molecule: messenger RNA, 991 nt
Organism: Drosophila eugracilis
Lineage: Eukaryota; Metazoa; Arthropoda; Insecta; Diptera; Drosophilidae
Product: collagen alpha-1(V) chain-like
Exons: 2
Coding region: 137-874 (245 amino acids)
Source: RefSeq, a predicted model, not a curated record